Molecule: messenger RNA, 1185 nt
Organism: Penicillium atrosanguineum
Lineage: Eukaryota; Fungi; Ascomycota; Eurotiomycetes; Eurotiales; Aspergillaceae
Exons: 1
Coding region: 1-1185 (394 amino acids)
Source: RefSeq, a predicted model, not a curated record
AUGGCCCAAAUCUACGAACAUGAUGCAACCAGCAUUCUCCCAAUCCUAGCAUCCCACCUUCCAGACUCAAUAACCUGCCUCCGCCGUAUCCAACACGGCGUCGCUUACCCGUCUCCCACCGCCAAGAUCCUGGCCACUUUCCCGCCCUCCGCUACCCCUGACCCUGACAGUUCGUGGCUGGCUGCACGGGUGGAUCUCUUCCUGGGUCGCCAGACCCAGAUCGUGCUCUACAGCAGCCUAGAGGCCCGCACGUUACUUCCCCCGAUCGGCUCCGUCACCCAGAGUGACGGGUCCACCGAUCCCGUCUUAUCCACUUUUGACGCAGACCCAGCCGAGCUGGAUAUCGCUCGUGAUCAGCUAUUGGCGCUGAUGCGAUAUGUCAAGGAUCAUCUGUUGCCGGGAUAUCUAACAUCCCUGUCUCAAUCCGAGUCUGCCCAAAGUGCGGCUGAGGAUAAAAAUUCAAUUGUCCCGAACACUAAUGGCGUUCCACUCAUCCCGCCCCCCAGCCCAAAGGCUUUCUUAUUCGGCGCGUUACCUUCAGCUCUCUUCGUGUUGCUUUUGCGCGAUCGAGUUCUCGCUGAUACGAACGGGGAGGUUGAUCCCAUUCCCGGACUGCGGAUCCAUCGCUUUGAUAACCCGCCGUAUUAUACGUAUCUCUUCCCGCGGGCUGUUUUCGGCGCGACAAGUACAUCGGUUUUGCCGGAUGGGUAUAGGUAUCAUGAUCGGAAGGGUAGAGUCGGUGUUCUUCCGGAGCAUUUGGAUCUCGUGCAGAGUCGGACGAAUAUUCCUAGGCCGCGGGAGCAGUUGUUGAAGAUGCCUGGGGUUGCGCUUUAUUGCGAAAAUGAUGGUGAUGCUUCCCGGGAGGGGAAGGAGGAGAUGCCUAUUGCGUGGGGAUUCCUGGGUGUUGAUGGGGCUGUUGCGACGUUGCAUGUUGAGCCUGAGCAUAGGGGGAAGGGUUUGGCGCUUGCGCUUUCGAAGAAGGUUAUGAGAGAGGGCAUGGUGCCGGGGGGUACUUUUGGGGCUGAGAGGUCGGAUAUUCAGGACGAGGAGGUUAGGGGAAAGCUUGGGGAAUGGGUGCAUACUGAGGUUGCGCAGUAUAAUAAGGCGAGUAGAAGGGUAAUGGAGAAGAUUGGGGGUGAGGUUAUGUCUACUGUUAUGUGGACUGUCAUUGAGCUGGUUGAUUAA